This is a messenger RNA of Oryza brachyantha (malo sina), 1286 nucleotides long. Its product is annotated as probable strigolactone esterase DAD2. The transcript is spliced from 3 exons. Lineage: Eukaryota; Viridiplantae; Streptophyta; Magnoliopsida; Poales; Poaceae. Bases 73 to 981 code for a protein of 302 amino acids. The record is from RefSeq and is a predicted model, not a curated record.
CACACACUCUCUCUCUCUCUCUCACCCUUUCUCUCUCGUCUUGUUUAGCUAGCUAGCUUAGCUGCUGGGUUGAUGAUGUAUAUGAAUCCAAGAAUGGUUGGGUGUGGGGAGAGGACACUGGUCCUCUCCCAUGGCUACGGAGGCAGCCAUGCCAUCUGGGACAGGGUGCUGCCCCAUCUCGCUCUCACUAACAUGGUGCUCCUGUUCGACUGGGACUUCUCCUGCGCCGACGAGGCGGCGGCGGCGGCGGAGGAGCGGUACACGUUCGCGAGGUACGCCGACGAGCUGGCGGCGGUGAUGGACGAGAUGGGGGUGAGCGGCGCGGUGUACGUGGGGCACUCCAUGGCCGGCAUGAUCGGCUGCAUUGCGUCCGUCAAGCGCCCCGACCUCUUCACCCACCUCGUGCUCGUCGGCGCCUCCCCGAGGUACAUCAACUCGGAUGAUUACGAGGGCGGGUUCGACGAGCCGGACAUCCACGCGAUGCUGGCAACCAUCUCGUCGGACUUCCUCUCCUGGGCCAACGGCUUCGUCCCGCUCAUCGCCGGCGGCGACCCCUCCACCGUGGAGACGCUGGCGGGAAGCUUCUUCGCCAUGGACCCGCGCGUGGCUCACGCACUGGCGCGCAUGGUCUUCCUCGGCGACAACCGCGACGUGCUGGACCGCGUCGCCGUGCCGUGCACCCUGGUCCACGCCUCCGGCGACUUCGCCGCGCCGCCGUGCGUCGGCGCGUACAUGGCGGACUGCCUCGGCAAGCGGCGUCGCGCCGCCGCCGCCGCCAUGGUGACCGUCGACUCGGUCGGGCACUUCCCCCAGCUCGUCGCGCCCGACGAGAUGCUCCGGGUACUCGACCUCGUGCUCGCCAACGCCGCCGACGACGAGGAGCCUGCAGAUCAGGCCGCCGCCGGGAAGGAGGGGAGCAGUAGUGGCCUCGCCAUCGCCGCCGAGGUGGAUGUGAAGGGCGACAUCGAUGUGGCUAGCUAGCUAGGUAGCCACUUCCAUUCCAUGCAUGCCGAUGCCGGUGCCGGCCGGUCGCCGGCGGCUAGCUGAAGCUAGUGUGUGUCCCUUCUUACUGUUUGGGUCGUCGUCACAUACAUAUAUAUACGAGUAUUUUUUCUAUCCUGAGAAGGUAUUAUGAGAUAUCAUUAAUUUCUAGGUAUCACCUAAUAUUUAAGAUAUCAAGAUGUAUUAAAUUUUACAUAGAAAACAGUGAUAUUUUCUAGUACCUUUUUAAGAAUGAUAAAAUUGCUCUAUAUACAUAGUUUCGUUUUAAUCGACAAAAUUAAAUA